This is a messenger RNA of Pieris napi, 1575 nucleotides long. It is a transcript of the gene PHO, whose product is annotated as transcriptional repressor protein YY1-like. The record is from RefSeq and is a predicted model, not a curated record. Gene Ontology annotation, cellular component: transcription regulator complex; PcG protein complex. NCBI's taxonomy places the organism in Eukaryota, Metazoa, Arthropoda, Insecta, Lepidoptera, Pieridae. Bases 296 to 1474 code for a protein of 392 amino acids. The transcript has 12 exons. Gene Ontology annotation, molecular function: RNA polymerase II cis-regulatory region sequence-specific DNA binding; DNA-binding transcription factor activity, RNA polymerase II-specific. Gene Ontology annotation, biological process: regulation of transcription by RNA polymerase II.
UUCGCUUUUUCUUCGCUCUGGCAGCGGUACGAGCGGGCGUCCAUUUUGUUUCGCCAUAUUGAAUUUGGUCGGACAUCUUUGGACGCCAUGUUUAGUCAGACAUAUUUUAUAAACAUUUUCGCGUAAAUUUCAAAUAUUUUUGAGUACUAAAUAUCGUACUUGUUUUCACUGAAGUGUGUAGAGUAAAUUAUUGUGAAAAUUACCUAGAAAAAUUCAGUGCCUACGCAGCAGCCCAUAACUGUCUUUAGGGGGCCGUUCAGCUUUUGUACAAAGCUAAAUAAAGAUUUAAUGAAAAAUGAUGAACCAGGAGAUUAUGUGCGAAGUAGAGAUAAACUCACAUGGAUCAAUGGUAGAAAUUGAUAACGAUGAUCAAGUGGGUGUCAAGUAUGAAGAAAUAGAAACAAGUCAAUAUGAAGAGUAUAUCACUGAUGAUCAGUAUGAGGAAGUUGAGGAACAAGUCAUUGGGAUGCAGCAUUUGGAAGAAGAUUAUAAAAUUACAGUUGGUAGUGAAGAAGUUAUCCUGCCAGGGAUGGCAGGAGAUGACGCUUUGCAUAACUCCAGUGAAGUUAGCUAUGAUUCAGUGUAUACGCCCGCAUCUACAAGUAAUAAUAAUAAUAGAGUAAAUCGUGGGCGGCCACGCACACAACCACAAAGUAUUCAGCAUUUAAUGCCAAUAGGUGAAGUACCAAUGGGUUUAAUGGAUGGCACAAGUAAUCGAGGCACUGCAAGAAGAUGGGAACAAAAGCAGGUUCAAAUUAAGACUAUGGAAGGAGAAUUCUCUGUCACUAUGUGGGCUACUGGCGAGGAUGAUGAUGAUGGAUCAAAUCCAGAACCAGAUCCAGACUACACAGAAUAUAUGACUGGUAAAAAGAAUGUACUAGGAAAUGAUGCUAUGCCAGGUUUAGAUUUAUCAGACCCAAAGCAGCUGGCGGAAUUUGCUCGACCCGGACACAAAAUAAGACUGAAGAAACCGUCUCCUGAAUCCUCAGAUAGAACUAUAGCUUGUCCACAUAAAGGGUGUGCGAAAAUGUUCAGAGACAAUUCAGCGAUGAGAAAACAUUUACAUACACACGGACCAAGAGUACAUGUUUGUGCAGAAUGUGGGAAAGCUUUUGUAGAAAGCUCGAAGCUAAAACGUCAUCAAUUGGUUCACACUGGUGAGAAGCCGUUUCAAUGCACUUUUGAGGGAUGUGGAAAGAGAUUCUCACUAGAUUUUAAUUUAAGAACCCAUGUCCGCAUUCACACUGGUGAUCGACCAUACGUGUGUCCAUUCGACGGGUGUAAUAAAAAGUUCGCGCAAAGUACAAACCUCAAGUCGCAUAUAUUGACCCAUGCCAAAGCAAAAUCGAGAAACUCUUUAUCUCGCAACAGUGGGCCUGCAUAUGAUUCAGCCCGAACAACACCUCAAUUCGUCCAGUUGGAAAUGUCGCCGGACGAUUCUAACCCUCAAUUAAUAUUCUACACACAUGAAUGAGACUUAAGUGAUAGUGAAGUGUAAAGUGUACAGACUUUUGUAUUUAGUGAAGUGUAAAUGGAGUUUGGAAUGGACAUCAAUUUCAGGUUAUGUUGGAUUAC